This is a messenger RNA of Suncus etruscus (white-toothed pygmy shrew), 528 nucleotides long. RefSeq names its product aurora kinase C-like. Gene Ontology annotation, biological process: mitotic spindle organization; protein phosphorylation; regulation of cytokinesis. Gene Ontology annotation, cellular component: spindle pole centrosome; chromosome passenger complex; spindle midzone. Gene Ontology annotation, molecular function: protein kinase activity; ATP binding. The transcript has 4 exons. Lineage: Eukaryota; Metazoa; Chordata; Mammalia; Eulipotyphla; Soricidae. The coding region runs from base 1 to 528 and encodes 175 amino acids. The record is from RefSeq and is a predicted model, not a curated record.
AUGACUUCGAAAUCGGGCGCCCUCUGGGCAAAGAUAAUGGAGGAGUUGGCAGAUGCCCUGGCCUACUGCCAUAAGAAUAAGGUGAUUCACAGGGAUAUCAAGCCAGAGAACCUACUUCUAGGCCUCAUGGGGGAGGUGAAGAUCGCGGACUUUGGUUGGUCUGUACACACCCCUUCUCUGAGGAGAAAGACGAUGUGUGGGACUCUGGACUACUUGCCCCCAGAAAUGAUCUCAGGGAGAAUCUACGAUGAGAAGGUGGACCUGUGGUGUAUCGGGGUGCUGUGCUAUGAGCUGCUGGUUGGCAGUCCCCCCUUCGAGAGUCCUACCUCCAAUGAGACAUACAAGCGCAUCCUCCAGGUGGACAUCCAGUAUCCCCCAUCAUUGCCUGUGGGUGCCAAAGAUUUAAUAUCGAAACUUCUCCGAGCCCAGCCUUCAGAGCGGCUGCCCUUGGCUGAAGUCUUAGGACACCCCUGGAUCAAGGCGAACUCUCAGCGGAUGCUUCCUUCGUCCUUACAGUGUGUCUCCUGA